AUGACCGUCUACCUGUGGCUGGCGAUGGUCUCGUUGGUGGGGGCCAACAUCGCCAUCUACAAGAACGUCACCUACCCACAGAUGCCGGGCAUGGAGCCCAUGAGCUCGGACAAGAUGCCGCCCCACUUCACGGUGAUCGAAACGGUGUCGAGGACCCACAUUCAUAGGGAUAAGCGACAGGUGAUCGCGGGUCCGACCUACGAAUGGCAAAGCAACAAUAUACCCUUUCAGAUAUGGGGUGGGGAUGGUAAGCUGAAUUUGAUUUUUUGAGCUUAAAUUUGAUUUACAGUAAUCUACUUUACCCUGCCAUACCCUACCCUACCCUAUCCUACCCUACCCUACCCUACCCUACCCUACCCUAUCAUACCUUACCCACCCUACUGUAAUGUCCGCUACUCUACUCUGGCUUGCCCUGCCCUACCCUAUCAUACCUUACCCACCCUACUGUAAUGUCCGCUACUCUACUCUGGCUUGCCCUGCCCUAUCCUCCCUUACUCUUGCCUAUCUUGACUUGUUCUACUUUGCCCUGCCUUGCCCUACUUUAUCAUAUUCUACCCUGCUUUAUUUUGCUUACCUUUACCUUACCCUACCGUAGAUUAUAUUGUAAAAUACGCUUUCUUUCAACGCCAAAUUUUAGCCAACUUCCAAGCCCUGAUCAGACGAGGUAUUCGAAUGUGGGAAGACUCGACUUGUUUGAGGUUUCGCGAGAAUAUGCAAGCUCGUGACGCUAUUCGAUACGUACUGGAACGUGGUGACAGUUGCUUCACCGAAUUCAUUGGUCGCAAUGGUGGCUUUCAAGACAUUAUCAUUGGGUCUGAGUGUGCUGAGGUGAGUUCAUAUAUUAAUAUGACUAGGGUUGAGAUAAGCUUAUUAUAAAGUAUGGUUUGGGUAGGGUAGAGUAGAGUUGGGUAGAGUACGGCAACGUAGAAUAUUGUAGAAUCGGCUAAGAUAGGGCAGGGUAUUACAUGGUGAUCCCUCGAUGAAAUUUGAAGUAAAAUCCCAGCACUCGCAGCCAUUUGUUGGGUCGUUUUACAUCGAGGCAAGUAUUAUAAAAUUUAAAAAUAUUACAUAACAAAACGUUGCGUAAUACCAUUUCUUGCAAUUUCUCUAAGACUAUCUAGUUGUAUAACAUCAUAAAAUUAGGUAAUGACCUGUAAAUUUCAAUCUAUUUUUUUAUUGAUAACGCUUUUUGUAAAAUUUCUUGCGAUAUGGUUUGGCUAUACUUCUGUUGCACCGUGUAGUAGACCUAGCUAAUGACAAGAGUAUGGUAAGGCUAUGGUAGGAUGAGAAAGGGGUUAGUCUAGAGCUAAGACAGAAUUACCAAGAAGUUAGAAUAAUAAGGUUAAGGGUAGGGUAUGAGUAGGGUUAGCUUGGGUUUAGGCUUGAACUUGGAUUAGGGCUAAAAGCGUAGGCAGGCUUAGGAAUAGGCCUAGUGUCGCUAGGUGUUGAGCUCAAACCAAGAUUAGGCUCAGGGUUAAAGCUAGAAUUAAGCUAGGGCUCUGGGCUAGGGCUCUAGGCUAGGGCUCUCGGCUAUGGCUCUUAGCUACGGUUCUAGGCUAGGGCUCUCGGCUAUGGCUCUUAGCUACGGUUCUAGGCUAGGGCUCUGGGCUAGGGCUCUGGGCUAAGGCUAAAGCUAACGAUAGUCUUUUUUGAUACUAAAUAGUACGUCAUAUUUAACAGUAAAGUACUUUACUAGUAUUUUACUCUAUUCUUAAUAUACCCUAUCCUUUUACAACUCAUACUCUUUCAGGAAUACGUAGUAGCCCACGAAACUGGGCACGCCCUUGGCUUCUGGCACACUCAUCAACGUCCGGACCGAGAAAAGCACAUUAGCAUUAACUGGCGGAACGUUAUGGAAGAAGCCACAGCAUCGUUCAUGCCCUUCAGAAGUAUGCUACAAGCUUUUGGCAUCAGACAAGUGUCCAACCGACGACUACCGUACGACUACGGGUCGUUGAUGCACUAUCACGCUGUAGCUCACGCCGUCAAAGUGUCAGACUUUACCAUCGUUCCGAAAGAGUUGAAGUACGUCACGACAAUGGGUACGGAGAGAAUGGCAUUCUUGGAUGCAAAGGUCAUCAAUGACAUUUACUGUCCUAGUAAGUUUAAUAGCAAGAACUUUGUUUACAAAACAAAAAAAUAGCAAGUACUUUCUUUACAAAGCCCGGAAUUGCAAAAACUUUCUUUACAACGUGAUAAAACCUUCGAAACUACCUAAAACAAACAAUAUUUUGAAAACCGAUAAAAUUUUUGACACUUCGUCGAAAAAUCGAUAAUUUUUGUGACAUUUCGUUAAAUUUUUAAAGAAGUUGGUAUUUUGUCAAUAAAUCAAUAUUCCAAUUGAUUUUUUUUGCCUUUGGUAGCCAAACGAAAAAACUUUCUUUACAAAUUAAAAAAUUGCAAGAACUUUCUUUCCAAGACGAAAAAUGCCAAAAACUUUCUUUACAAGCUAAAAAAUGCCAUUUCAGACGUAUGUAACGGCCGUUCACAGCUCCGUUGCGCCUCCGGAGGCUAUCCCGACCCAAACAAUUGCAACGUCUGUAGAUGCCCUGAGGGUCUCGGUGGGCCAGAGUGCAAUCAACUACAGCCUUCACGUGAGUUCAACAUGGGAUUUUUAUACCUAUUUUUAUAAUUUUUGCAUACUCCACACUACCCUACCUUGCUCUGACCAACCCUACAAUACCCUACCCUACCCUACCCUACCCUACCCUACCCUACCCUGUCCUACCAACAAAAAAAAAUUUCCCCGCCCUCCUCUUUUAAAGAAGUCAAAAAGUCAUGUCGUUUCUCCACGUAUAUAUCAACGUAAAAUAACGACAAGACUUUUUUCUCACCCCUAAUAUUUUGCCGUUUCGUACUUACGCUUCCGUGCCCUACUUUGCCUUACCCUGCGCAACUAUACCCUACCCUACCCAACUUUCCUUUAGCCUACCCUAACAUUUCGAACUUCAUUUAAACUCUUUCAAAAAAAAAUUUUUUUAACAUGCAAAAACUUUGUUUACAGACAAUAUUUAUCAUACGUUUUCAACGCUAUUUUUUGUUAAAAUGAUAAUUUUGCAGCAAUUUUAAUCGAAUUUUAGCCUGCGGAACCGAACUUCUAGCCACCGACCAAUGGCAGACUCUGCGAAGUCCGCCGGGCAAAGAUGUGGAUUGUUAUUGGAGAAUUUCGGUAGGUUUAUAUCAAAAAAUUGGAUUUUAGGUAACAAAAUAGUGAUUUUUUGGUAUUUUAGGUAGAAAAAAUAAAAUAUUUUGAUAUUUUAGGUAACAAAAUAGUAUUUUUUGAUAUUUUAGGUAACAAAAUGAUAAUAUUUUGAUAGAUUGGGUAAUAAAAUGGUGAUAUUUGGUAUUUUAGGUAACAAAAAUGAAAUUUUUUGAAACUUUAGGUAACAAAAUGAUGAGAUUUUGAUAUUUUAAAUAAUAAAAAUAAAAUUUUUCAAAAUUUUAGUUAAUUUUUAUAUUUCAGGCACCAGAAGGCAGCAAAGUACGUUUCCGUUUGUCCGACGGUGAAUUCCCAUGCUCAUACGGUUGUCAAUCGUAUGUCGAGAUCAAACAUAAAUUGGAUGUCAGGUUAACUGGCUUCAGAAGGUAAGUUCAUUUGUUCUGUAAAGAAAUUUCUUGCCAUUUUUUGCUUAGUAAAGAAAGUUCUUGCCAUUUUUUGUUUUGUAAAGAGAUUUCUUGUCAUUUCUCGUUUUGUAAAGAAAGUUCUUGCCAUUUUUCAUCUUGUAAAGAAAGUUCUUGCUCUUGCCAUUUUUACUAAUCCACCCCAUUUCAGUUGCUGUUACCGGCCGAAAGAGGACACCCUCUCCGAGGGCAACCAAGUCUUCGUCAUCUACCACCCCAACGGCCGAACCGCCAGGUUUUCGCUCCGCUUUAUCCGCCAGCCUUAA
Molecule: messenger RNA, 3887 nt
Organism: Bursaphelenchus okinawaensis
Lineage: Eukaryota; Metazoa; Nematoda; Chromadorea; Rhabditida; Aphelenchoididae
Source: the annotation of a GenBank genome assembly